AACAGGAAACAUGGCGGACGAGAAUGGACGGAAGUGGGAUCGGUGCCUAGCAGACACCACAGUGAAAACCGUAACUGGCCUGGGUGUGGGGAUCGUCUUCUCUGUCCUUCUCUUUAAGCGACGCACAUGGCCCGUCUCGUUUGGUGCAGGUUUGGGUUUGGGCAUGGGCUACUCCAACUGCCAGAAUGACAUCAGGUCGCCGUACUUGAUUCAUGGCCGUGUGGUAAAGGUGAGAGCACAGUGUGAAGAAGUGUUCGUGUUGAGGGCUGUUCACCCAUCCACACCUCCAGGCUAUAUGAUUUCUGUUUCCUCUCAGGACCAGCAGUGAAGGAUUAAGGAGGAUGUGGUUUCACCACAUAAGCAUCUGUUUCAUGUUGCCCUACUAAUGUGGCUCUGACACCAAUGUUGCCUCACUUAGGGCACUCGAUGUAUAUUUAAUAAAGUGACUAA
Messenger RNA from Phycodurus eques (leafy seadragon), 450 nucleotides. RefSeq names its product MICOS complex subunit Mic10-like. The transcript is spliced from 3 exons. Lineage: Eukaryota; Metazoa; Chordata; Actinopteri; Syngnathiformes; Syngnathidae. The record is from RefSeq and is a predicted model, not a curated record. Gene Ontology annotation, cellular component: MICOS complex; mitochondrial inner membrane; mitochondrion. The coding region runs from base 11 to 328 and encodes 105 amino acids.